This is a messenger RNA of Anthonomus grandis grandis, 1032 nucleotides long. RefSeq names its product macro domain-containing protein mll7730-like. The coding region runs from base 186 to 995 and encodes 269 amino acids. Gene Ontology annotation, cellular component: nucleoplasm. NCBI's taxonomy places the organism in Eukaryota, Metazoa, Arthropoda, Insecta, Coleoptera, Curculionidae. Gene Ontology annotation, biological process: peptidyl-glutamate ADP-deribosylation; purine nucleoside metabolic process; DNA damage response. Gene Ontology annotation, molecular function: ADP-ribosylglutamate-[protein] hydrolase activity. The transcript is spliced from 4 exons. The record is from RefSeq and is a predicted model, not a curated record.
AUACCUUAUCGGUCACAACCAGCUGAUUUCACCGGUUAAUUUUGAAACGUGAGAUUUUUGAACCGGGUUAAUUCUGAAACGCCUCGAAGUAUAAGUGAUCUCUACGGACGAAGCGCCUCAUAUAAUUUCAAUAGGACUUCACAGUUGGCAACGCUGGUAGUGCCCUUGCUGUAGCCCGACCAGCCAUGUUUGCGUUUUCAUCAAAAUCAGCUGUUCAAAACAUCCCGGCAAAAUUAUUAAACCAGUGGUUGAUUUUGUCCAGCCGUUUUCUUUUCGUGGCAAAUCCAAAUUUAGCUAAUAAAAUGAGUUGGGAAUCUGAGAAACGCAAAUAUAUAUCUGAAUACGACUCUCGGGAUAAUCAACAAUGGACAAAGUGGCAGGACAUCAAAACCUGGAAGCAGUAUGCCCAAGAAAAAAAUUUGGGAAAACCUGGGACUGCUUUGCCUGGGAAUGAGAUUGAUAAUUCAAAAAAUGAGAUUUUAGCUGAUAAAAUUUCUUUUUUUGUUGGUGAUAUUACAAAACUUAAGGUUAAUGCCAUUGUAAAUGCCGCGAAUAAAUACCUGAAGGCAGGAGGCGGUGUCGAUGGGGCCAUUCACAGAACUGCUGGUUCAAAUCUACAGAUGGAAUGUAAUAGUCUGGGCAGCUGUGAGACUGGGGAUGCCAAAAUCAUGGGAGGAUAUAAAUUACCAGCAAAAUAUGUGAUUGCUACUGUGGGUCCUCAAGGAGAAAAACCAGCCCUUCUGAAGAGUUGCUAUCAAAAAAGCCUUGAAGUUGCCAUGGCCAAUAAUGCUUCAACUAUUGCUUUUCCAUGUAUUUCUACUGGAAUAUAUGGGUACCCCAAUGAGGCAGCAUCUCAUGUGGCAUCUUAUACUGUUCGGAAAUUCUUGGAACAACAUCAUGACAAGUUUGAGCGAGUAAUAUUUUGUCUUUUUAUGGAAGUGGAUGUGGAUCUCUAUGAAAGAAUUUUACAAGUAUAUUUUCCGCUGAAAUCGUAAAAUCUUAAAAAAUAAAUACACUUUAUUGAUUUUUUUA